UUUAUGAACUUGGAGCAAAUACUGCACAUUAUUGCAGAUUUUCAUAACUACCCCAUCUUCCUGUUAUUUGUACCAAGCCUAGCAUAAGCAGAAGUAACAAGGAAUUGCCUCAAAGCACUUUAUCCGUUUUUUCAAAAGGAAAAAGAAUAAUACACACUUUUGUAGUGGAGGCCAUAAUCACAUGUUUUACAGAAUAUUGCACUAAGUCUUGCCCCUCAGCCCAAGUUUAGACGACUAUACUAAUUAAUAAGACUUGGAAAAUACCAUUUUUGUUAGAAGAAUGGGGAGAAUUUACAUGAGGGACGAUAUUCAUUGGUUUAAAAUGAAAAAUCCACAAUACAACUAAAAGCCAAAAGUGUGAUGUAAAUGAAAAUUUUUCAUGGACUUGAUGUUAGCUCCUUCUAAUUGCUUUCUAUAAAUGCCUCGCCCUUGUUAGUUUUCACUUCAUAUCUCCAUCUUACAUUCUUCACAUCUGAUAUCCCAAAACAUUUUCACAAAAAAUAAAGAGCUCAUCACCAUGCUUAGUAACAGAAUCUCUCACUUUUGUGUGGCUACCAUUUUAUGCAUCCUUUUAUGUCAUGGAAGUUCGCAUGCAGAGAUGUGUGUGAAGACAGAAAAGCAAGCUCUUCUCAAGUUAAAGGAAGGUUUUGUUCAUGGAAUGAAGCUUCUAUCUUCCUGGAACGGUGAUGAUUGUUGCAGAUGGAAAGGAGUCUCAUGCAAUAAUUUAACAGGCCAUGUAACCUCACUUGAUCUUAGACUUUCAAAUUUUACAAUAGUUGAAGAUUUAAACUAUCUUGUAGACGCAAUGCCAAUGAUGGAGUUUUUCCGUGGCCCUACAGAAUUGGGAGGUAAUAUAGAUUCUUCAAUAUGUGAGCUGCAACAUCUCACUUUCUUAGAUCUCAGUCAUAAUUACUUACAGGGGGAAAUCCCAACAUGCAUUGGUUUACUUGGUCAACUGACACAGUUAAAACUUGCAUGGAAUGGUUUUAAUUCUGUUCCUUGUACUCUGUCAAAUCUUUCGAAUUUGCAAUAUCUUGAUCUUGGGAAAAAUGAUUUUGUUGUAAGUGACCUUGACUGGCUUUCUCACUUGUCUUCUUUGACAUACCUCGAUCUUUCAAAAAACAAUCUUGGUGCAGUUAUUGAUUGGCCAUCAUCAAUAAGUAAAAUCCCUUUUCUGUCUGAACUCUAUUUAAAUGAUUGCAGACUCACUCAAGUCAAUCCUAAAUCAAUCUCACAUCUCAAUUCUUCCACUUUCCUCCAAAUUCUCGGUCUAUCAGGAAAUAAUUUUGGCUCUUCAAUUAUGUCAUGGGUGGUGAAUGUUAGCAAAGUCCUCACAGUUCUUGAUCUCUCACAUAAUGAACUUGAUAAUGGCAUCAUAAAGUCCUUUAACACUUUGUGUCAUCUUAAGAAGUUGUACCUUGGGUUCAAUAAAUUGUCUGAUCAACUCAGUGGUUACUUACCAGAAUUUUGUUCUGCAAAGGAUUUAGAGGUGUUGAAUCUCGACCACAACCCCUUUAGUAAUGGGUCACUUCCUGAUUUUUCAUUGUGUUUGUCCUUGGAAAGACUAUCACUUCAAAACACUAGUAUUGUUGGGCCAUUAUCAUUUGGCCACUUGCCUCAUCUUAAAGCUUUGGAUCUUAGUUUAAACGGUUUGAAUGGAUCAUUGCCUGUAUUCGAGGACACUAAAUUUGCCUACUUGGUUUUUUUGGAUCUUUCACACAACAAAUUGAGUGGGACACUUCCAUAUACUAUUGGACAACUUUCUAAUCUCUGGUUUUUAUCCAUUUCCUCAAAUGAGUUGAAAGGGAACAUUAGUGAAAAACAUAUAUUAAACCUAUCUGGAUUGAAGAUAUUUGAUGUAAGUAAAAAUUCUCUUUCAUUUAACUUGGAUUCAGAUUGGGUUCCACCUUUCCAGUUAGUGGCAUUAUAUGCAUCAUCAUGCAAUUUGGGGCCUCAAUUUCCAAUGUGGCUUAAACAACAAAGGAAACUUCAGGUGUUGCAAAUCUCUAAUACGUACAUUAUGGAUUCAUUUCCUGAAUGGUUUGGGGACAUAUCAUCAAGUUUGUUAUACAUAAAUGUUUCCCAUAAUAAUCUUCGUGGAAUAUUACCAAAAUCAUUAUCAGGUAUUAAAACAGGACUUAUAAGUACAUGGGAUUUUAGUUUCAACCAUCUAUCUGGUCCAUUGCCUUCUUUUCCUCUAAAAGUAUAUGAACUCUUUCUCUCAAAUAAUAUGUUCACAGGGUUUGUAUCUUCCUUCUGUGAAACAUCCUCAAUGUCUGUGACUUAUCUUGACUUGUCUAGUAAUGCACUCACAGGCCUCCUUCCAAAUUGUUGGCAGAAUUUUCCAAGUUUGGAAGUUCUGAAUUUGGCAAAUAACAGUUUAUCAGGGAGAGUGUCAGAGUCAUUUGGCAAUUUACAAAAUAUUUUAUCGAUGCAUCUAAAUAAUAAUAACUUCUCUGGUGAGGUUCCAUCUCUGACUCUUUGCAAAAGAAGUUUAAGAUUCAUUGAUUUUGGAGAUAAUAAUCUUGAAGGAACAUUAGAAUGGUUAGACUUUGAUCAUUUGAUUGUAUUGCGUCUACGAGGUAAUAGGAUCCGAGGAAGCAUACCUACCAGUCUAUGUAAUAUGUUAUCUCUUAAAGUAUUGGAUCUCUCAUCAAACAACAUUACAGGGGAAAUACCACAAUGCAUUGGUCACAUAAGUGCGAUGUCAGAUACAGAAAUUCAACGAGACACCAUUUUCUACGGAACAUCUGCACCUUUAAUAUUCCAUGAUAGUGGAAUUGGUUUUUUCUUUGAUAGAAUAUCAUUGACAUGGAAAGGAAGAAACUAUGAAAUGGGAAGAGCUCUUGGAUAUAUAAAAUCUAUUGAUAUUUCUAAUAACAACUUAACUGGAGAGAUACCGGAAAGUAUAACAUCACUAGUAGCUUUAGCCACCUUAAAUCUUUCAAGAAAUAAUCUUAUAGGACUAAUUCCCGACAACAUUGGUCGUUUGAAGAGCUUAGAAUCAAUUGACUUGUCAAGAAACCAUUUUCAUGGUAGAAUUCCAAUAAGCUUUUCAAAUUUGAAUUUUGUGGGUUAUAUGAACUUGUCUUUCAACAACUUCUCAGGAAUGAUUCCGCUAGGCACCCAACUACAAAGCUUUGAUGUAUCUUGUUAUGUUGGAAACAUUGGGCUUUGUGGCUUACCACUCAAAAACCGAUGCCCAGAUGUGAUUCCACCAAGAGGAAACCAAUGCCAAGAUGUGAUUCCACCUAGAGGAAGAAUAAUUCACAAAAAUGAAGAUAAAUUCUUAAGUUUUGAGUUUUAUCUAAGCAUGGGGUUGGGAUUUGGUGUUGGAUUUUGGGGUGUUUGUGGAACUUUAAUAGUAAAAUCUUCAUGGAGACGUGCUUAUUUUCACUUGUUCAUCAACGUGAUCGAUUGGAUGUAUGUGAGAAUUGUUGUCUUUACGGCCAGAAUGAAAAGAAGAUUCCAAAUUCAAGACCCGAAGGAAAACUUAUGGUGAGAGUGAUCUGAUGCAAUCUUUUGAAUAAUUUGAAGAAGGACAUCAAAUUCCAUUUCGAGCUAUAAUAAGUUAAUUUUUAGUAGUAGCACUUCGUUUUAUUGUUUGUCCUGUUUUGUUUUUGUUAUUAUUUAUGUGGUUAAAACAUUUUUAAAGUAGUAUGUUUUGUUAUUUGAUGUUAAAGAGAAAAGAAAUAUGGGUUAUUUCAGUACUGAAUUCUUAAUAAUAUAGCUUGUAUGGAAAAUAUGACCUACUGAAUGAAAUAUUGAUGGAGCAGCACAAGGCAUGUAAUGUAGCAGAGGGGAAGUGUGGACAGUAAA
Molecule: messenger RNA, 3819 nt
Organism: Vigna unguiculata (cowpea)
Lineage: Eukaryota; Viridiplantae; Streptophyta; Magnoliopsida; Fabales; Fabaceae
Product: receptor-like protein EIX2
Molecular function (GO): protein binding
Source: RefSeq, a predicted model, not a curated record